CCCCGCAAGAAGAGUCGCGUUCGUGGAGCGGCAGGGUUUGAAAUAUUUUCCUGGAGAUCGAGACGAGAGGCGAGGGCGUGUGCGCCGGCGCAGAGCCUUGUCCCCUUCCCCCUCGUCCCAAUCCUGAAAGCUGCGCCCUUGUACGACUAGACAAAGAAGCGGUCCGGUCCGGUGGAGCGAGGCAACGGGAAACUCUGCAUCCCUCCGCGCCACGGCACCGUAGAGAGCGAGAGCGGCCGCCGGCAACUCUACUCCACACGACGCAGGUGCGGUAAUAUCUGCAAGAUUCGUUUGCGUUCGCGUGGCGCGGGUACUGGAUUGAUCCGUCCGUGGCGCGCGGCGGUUGUUCAUUGCCUCUUCUUUUUUUUUCUGCCGUUUCUUGCCGAUGAACUGCGGCGGAGGAGGCGGCCGCCGCUGUCCCCGACGGGAGUCGUUCGGAGCCGUGUAAGAAGAAGAGAUGGUGCACAAGGAGCUUCAGCAGGCAUGGUGGUUCGACAGCCACAACCUCGCAAGGACGUCCCCAUGGCUCGGCAGCACCCUUUCAGAACUGGAUGACAAGACCAAGCAAAUGCUCAAGCUGAUCGACCAAGACGCGGACUCGUUCGCUCAACGCGCUGAAAUGUACUACAAGAAGCGCCCCGUCCUGGUGGACAUGCUCGGCGACCUGUACCGCACGCACCGCUCGCUUGCCGAGCAGUAUGACCUGCUGAAGCAUGGCAGCGGCACAUGCCGGUCCAAGUUCAAUCCAUCUCCCUGCACCAAGAGCUGGUCUCCGGGGUCCAUGGAUGGCAAGGCAACCAAGAGCUGGUCCUCAGGUUCCAUGGAUGGCAAGACAACAAGAAGUUUUUCCUCCAACUCACUGUGCUCAGACUCCUAUGACUCCGAGUCUGAAGUCGAUGACCCUGAAGAAGAGCAUGAUGAGAAGGUGUCUGAAGGCGAAGCAGAGGCAGCGGCAAAGAAGGACCAGCUUGACCAAGAAGCAGAGCUCAUGCGCGCGGAGAUCAAGAGGCUCAGCGAGCAGAAUGCGGAGCUGCAGAAGGUGAUCGAGGAGAACAAGACGGCUCACGAGGCCGAGCUCGCCGCGAAGGACGAGGAGAAGAGGGAGGUCAUCAGGCAGCUCGCGUCGUCCAUCGACAUGGUGAAGCAGGAGAACUACACCCUGCGCGAGCUCCUCAAGAGCCCCAACCCCAAGCACCACCCCGCCGCCGCGGCCCAGCCCCGCGGCUUCGAUCUCAGGAAGCUCACCAUGGACCUGUUCUCGGCGAAGCUGUUCACGGGACAGCGCAAGCAUUCUGGUCCCAUGGUCGCUCUGUGAAGGAGUGAGUUUUGGUGAUGAAGAGAAGAAAUAGCAUGAUGCAGUCUCUCCGUCUUGACAUCCAGAUCCAUGAGAAUUUCUUGUAGCUCAUGUGCAUAUAGGGUGGGUUUCUUUUGGACCGUGCCUGGUCCCAUCCUUGUUCAGGGUUAGCUAGUAGAGAGAAAUUUUAACUAUGUUGCUGUUAUACUCAUGUUUUAUGUGUAGUAAGUAGUAGUAGUAUAGCCAUAUGAAUGUUUGUAUAUUAUUAUUUUUGCUUAACUAUAUAGUAAAAAUAUAUUAUUAUUUUUGUCAA
Molecule: messenger RNA, 1607 nt
Organism: Aegilops tauschii subsp. strangulata
Lineage: Eukaryota; Viridiplantae; Streptophyta; Magnoliopsida; Poales; Poaceae
Molecular function (GO): actin binding
Source: RefSeq, a predicted model, not a curated record